Molecule: messenger RNA, 1218 nt
Organism: Talaromyces proteolyticus
Lineage: Eukaryota; Fungi; Ascomycota; Eurotiomycetes; Eurotiales; Trichocomaceae
Product: translocation protein Sec62-domain-containing protein
Exons: 3
Coding region: 1-1218 (405 amino acids)
Biological process (GO): post-translational protein targeting to membrane, translocation
Cellular component (GO): endoplasmic reticulum; endoplasmic reticulum membrane
Source: RefSeq, a predicted model, not a curated record
AUGGCUGCUCCUCCCGGCAUGACGCCGCAGCAGAUGGCAGCGUUUCAACAGCACAUGCAACAGCAACUGGCCGCUGAGGCCGCCAAGAGGGGCAUGACCCCAGAAGAAUUUGUCAAGAUGCAGCGGGAGCAGGUCAAUACAGAGGCAGCCAAACACGGCAUGACUCCGGAACAAUAUGUCAACACUAUGAGGAUGCGGGCCAUGCAACAGCGAGCUGCUCAGCAACAGGCGCAAGCGCAAGCACAGGGACAGGGCCAAGGACAAGGACAAGCGCAGGCACAGCAAGGACAACCACAAGGCCAAGUGCAGCAACAGGCGCAACCGCAACCAGUCCAGCAGCAAGUACCCGUAAACCCAAACAACCCUCCAGACCCAAAGGCCAUCGCCGUAGCAAACUGGCUGCGUUCGCAAAACCUCAAAACUCGCACAUGUAUUCUGGAUGGCCAACGCAAGGAUAUGUUCAAAGUCAAACGUGCCAUCCGUGCUCUCGAAUCUCCCGCAUAUGCCAAAGCUUCUAGCAAGAGCAAAGGUCUCCUCCCUCCGGUGACAGACAGAGCCUCUGCGGAAAACACCUUUAAACUUCUCCCUCUUUCAUUACUCGCGUUACGAGUCUCCAAGCACGACCCACACGCCGGCCAUGGCCAUGGCAAAGGAAAGCGAGUUAAAGGACUGUGGACUGUCAAAAUCGAACAGCACCAAGAGACGGACCCUAUGAUGCACUACGUAUUCCUUUACGAGGGCCCGCAAUGGAAGCAGAAGGCUAUGGCCGCCGCCGUUGUUGCUGGGAUUUUCGCUGUCGUUCUCUUCCCCUUGUGGCCGAUCAUGCUGCGUCAAGGUGUGUGGUACUUGAGUGUCGGCAUGAUGGGUCUGUUGGGUCUGUUCUUCGCCAUGUCGAUUUUCCGACUUAUUCUUUUCUGCAUCACGGUUUUUGCGGUUCCUCCAGGUCUUUGGCUGUUCCCCAAUCUUUUCGAGGAUGUAGGAUUCUUUGACAGUUUCAAGCCUGUUUGGGGCUGGCAAGAGAAGAAGAAGAAGAAGCCCAAGAAAGCCAAAAAGACCGUUGCUGCUGCUGAACCCGCAGCUCAACUCGCAACCACGACUUCUGCGCCAACCGAUACAACCUCGUCGGCCACCUCAACCGGCGCAGCCCCUGCUGCAGGCGCAGACACACCGACCAAGCGCGCACCUGCAGCAACUGUCGAGGACGCGGAAGAAGAAUGA